Molecule: messenger RNA, 1011 nt
Organism: Staurois parvus
Lineage: Eukaryota; Metazoa; Chordata; Amphibia; Anura; Ranidae
Source: the annotation of a GenBank genome assembly
AUGUCCGAUAUUGAGACUAGCUUUGACGAUGCCUCUUGUCUGUCCCCCCAGAGCCCCGGCUCGCCGUCACCCACCAAAAAGCAGAACAAGGAGACCAUCAUCACGAUAAACUGUGUGACGUUCCCGCACCCGGACACCAUGCCGGAACAGCAGCUGUUAAAACCCGGAGAGUGGAGUUACUGCGAUUACUUCUGGGCAGACAAGAAGGAUCCUCAGGGGAACACGAUGGUCACUGGGUUCGAGGAACUCCUACAGAAGCAGCUGAAGGGGAAGCAGAUGCAGAAGGAAAUGGCUGAAUUUAUCAGAGAACGGAUAAAGAUAGAAGAAGAAUACGCAAAGAACUUGGCAAAGCUUUCCCAGAAUUCACUGGCAUUCCAAGAGGAGGGGACGCUGGGCGAGGCCUGGGCACAGCUGAAGAAGAGUCUGGCGGAUGAGGCUGAAGUUCAUCUGAAAUUCUCCUCCAAGUUACAGAGUGAAGUAGAGAAACCAUUACUGAACUUCCGAGAAAACUUCAAGAAGGACAUGAAGAAGUUCGACCAUCACAUCGCCGACUUACGAAAACAGCUGAGCAGCCGAUACGCAGCCGUAGAGAAGGCUCGCAAGGCUCUCGCCGAAAGACAAAAAGAUCUGGAAGUAAAAACUCAACAACUAGAAAUUAAACUGAGCAACAAGACAGAGGAGGACAUCAAGAAAGCACGACGGAAGUCCACACAAGCAGGAGAUGACCUGAUGCGCUGUGUGGAUCUGUACAACCAAGCACAGUCAAAAUGGUUCGAAGAGAUGGUGACCACCACCCUGGAGUUGGAGCGAUUGGAGGUGGAGCGGGUGGAGAUGAUCCGGCAGCACCUUUGUCAGUACACACAGCUACGCCAUGAAACGGACAUGUUCAACCAAAGUACGGUGGAGCCGGUGGACCAGCUGCUGCAGAAAGUGGAUCCGGCCAAAGACAGGGAAUUGUGGGUGAAAGAUCACAAGACAGGGGACAUCCGACCCAUCGACAUGGACAUAUAG